AUGUCCGCCGCCCCCUCGGCGUCCCUUUACGUUGGCGAGCUGGACCCGACCGUCACGGAGGCCAUGCUCUUCGAGAUUUUCAACAUGAUUGGCCCUGUGGCCAGCAUUCGCGUCUGCCGUGAUGCUGUCACUCGUCGUUCGCUCGGGUACGCCUACGUUAACUACCUGAACGCCGCAGACGGUGAGCGUGCUCUGGAGCAGCUCAACUACUCCCUCAUCAAGGGCCGCGCUUGCCGCAUUAUGUGGUCUCAGCGUGACCCCGCUCUCCGCAAGACCGGCCAGGGCAACAUCUUCAUCAAGAACCUGGACGAGCAGAUCGACAACAAGGCCCUCCACGACACGUUCGCUGCUUUCGGCAACGUCCUGUCCUGCAAGGUCGCUACCGACGAGCACGGCCGCUCUAAGGGCUACGGUUUCGUCCACUACGAGACCGCUGAGGCCGCCGAGACUGCCAUCAAGGCCGUCAACGGUAUGUUGCUCAACGACAAGAAGGUGUACGUCGGCCACCACAUCUCCCGCAAGGAGCGCCAGUCGAAGAUCGAGGAGAUGAAGAACCAGUUCACGAACAUCUACGUUAAGAACGUCGACCCCGAGGUCACCCAGGAGGAGUUCGUCCAGCUGUUCGAGCCCUUCGGCAGGAUCACCUCCGCCGUCCUCCAGGUCGACGAUGAGGGCAAGAGCCGUGGUUUCGGUUUCGUCAACUUCGACACGCACGAGGAGGCGCACGCCGCUGUCGAGGCACUCCACGACAGCGACGUCAAGGGCAGGAAGCUCUUCGUUGCCCGUGCCCAGAAGAAGGCUGAGCGUGAGGAGGAGCUCCGCCGGUCGUACGAGCAGGCCAAGAUGGAGAAGAUGAGCAAGUACCAGGGCGUCAACCUGUACAUCAAGAACCUCGAGGACGACAUCGACGAUGAGCGUCUCCGCGGAGAGUUCGAGCCCUUCGGCAACAUCACCAGUGCUAAGGUGAUGCGCGACGAGAAGGGCAUCUCCAAGGGCUUCGGUUUCGUUUGCUUCUCUUCUCCCGACGAGGCCACCAAGGCUGUCGCUGAGAUGAAUAACAAGAUGAUCGGCACCAAGCCGCUUUACGUCUCGCUCGCUCAGCGCCGCGAGGUCCGCAGGCAGCAGCUGGAGAGUCAGAUCGCUCAGCGCAACCAGAUCCGCAUGCAGCAGGCCGCUGCCACUGGCAUCCCUGGUGGCUACAUCAACGGCCCCAUGUACUACCCUCCCGGCCCUGGGGCUUACCCUCCCCCUGGUGGUCGCGGCAUGAUGGGCUACGGCCAACCCGGCAUGCUCCCUCCUCGCCCCCGCUACGCUCCCAACGGCCAGGUCCCUGGGAUGCCCCUCCCGACGCCUUACGGUCAGGCCCCUCCCCAGGCCUACGGCGGCAUGCCUGGCUACCCCCGUGCGCCCCGCCCCCCUCAGGCUGGCCGUGCUCCCCCUCCCACCGACCCCAACGCCCCUCCCGCCAACGGCGCGGCUCCUCGCCCCGCUGGUCCCCAGGGAGCCCCCGCCGCCCGUCCCCCGCCCGCUGGCGCUCAGCCCCCCGCGGCACGCGGCCCUGCCCCUGGUCGCCCCCAGCAGCAGCCCCCUCGUGGACCUGCCCCCGGCCAGGGUCCCGCCCCCGGCGGCGAGGUGCCGACGAUCACCGCUGCGGCUCUUGCCAACGCCUCCCCCAUGGAGCAGAAGCAGAUGCUCGGCGAGGUCAUCUACAUGAAGAUCGUGCAGUCGCAGCCCGAGCUCGCGGGCAAGAUCACCGGUAUGUUGCUCGAGAUGGACAACACGGAGCUGCUGCACCUCCUGGAGACCCCCGACUCGAUGAACACGAAGGUGAACGAGGCGCUCGCGGUCCUCCACGAGUUCUCGCAGAACGACAAGCUCGCCGCAGAGGGCAAGUAA
Molecule: messenger RNA, 1896 nt
Organism: Trametes versicolor FP-101664 SS1
Lineage: Eukaryota; Fungi; Basidiomycota; Agaricomycetes; Polyporales; Polyporaceae
Product: polyadenylate binding protein
Exons: 6
Coding region: 1-1896 (631 amino acids)
Cellular component (GO): ribonucleoprotein complex
Molecular function (GO): RNA binding
Source: RefSeq, a predicted model, not a curated record